AUGCCAAGAAUGACUUCGUCGCUCGAGAGCUCAACAGCGAAAAAGUUGACAAAUCACAGCAAGAGAAAAAAAGUUGUACAAAAGCUGGAUGCAUCAGAGGCAUCUGUAAAUGAUUACGACGUAAUCAGCGAGGAAGAUAGCAGAGAACGGUCUCAUAUCAUCAGCAGAUACAGUUCGUCAGCUUCGCGACCAACAACCUCAGUUCCCUCGAUCGUAUCGUCUUCCACAGCUAUUAGACCAACCGAACACGAUACAUCAAUUGUCCCCGUUCAAUUCAGACAGCAAAUUGCAUCUGCAUCCAACGGUAUCCUUCGCCAAGAAG
Messenger RNA from Paramuricea clavata, 322 nucleotides. The record is from the annotation of a GenBank genome assembly. Lineage: Eukaryota; Metazoa; Cnidaria; Anthozoa; Malacalcyonacea; Plexauridae.